UUUUAAUUGAAUGUUCAAAUUUCUUGUUAGGCCUUCAUUAUUGUUUUCAAAAAGAACAACAAAAUUAAAGAAAUUAAUACAAUCAAAAGAAUUGGAGUUUAUAAUGGAGGCCCAUAAUGGAUUAUCUGCUUUAAUAGUAUAGGAAGCAGGUUUUAAAGGGAUCUGGGCAUCUGGAUUAUCAAUGUCAGCCUAAUUAGGAGUGAGAGAUUGUAAUGAAGCUUCAUGGACAUAAUUAUUGGAAGUGUUAGAAUUUAUGGCUGAAAGAACCACAAUUCCAAUAUUAAUGGAUGGUGAUACUGGAUUUGGGAAUUACAAUAAUGCUAGAAGAUUAGUAAGAAAAUUAGAAGAGAGAGGGAUUGGAGGUGUUUGUUUUGAAGAUAAGAUCUUUCCUAAAAGAAAUAGUUUAGGAGAAGGUGCUUAAGAAUUGGCAAAUGUAAAGGAGUUUUAAAAUAAGAUUAAGGUGAUGAUAAGACUUAUUUUAGGCUUGUAAAGAUUUUUAGAGAGACUAAGAUUUUUAGAUAGUGGCUAGAUGUGAAUCAUUUAUAGCAGGAUGGGGUUUAGAUAAUGCAUUAGAGAGAUGUGAAGCAUAUAGAAAUGCUGGUGUAGAUGCAGUAUUAAUACAUAGUAAGAAAAGUGAUUUUACAGAAAUUGAAUCAUUUUUGAAGAGUUGGAAUAAUCGAUUACCAGUUGUAAUUGUACCAACUAAUUAUUAUACAACACCAACUGAAGAAUUUAGAAAAUUAAGUAAAAAUUUAUAAUAUCAAAUAAAUAGAUGUAAGUUUAGCUAUUUGGGCAAAUCAUAAUUUAAGAGCAAGCAUUAAAGCUAUGUAAGAAACAAGUAAAUAAAUUUUUGAAAGAUAAAAUUUAAAUGGAUUAGAUAAUAUAGCAAGUGUUAAGGAAGUAUUUAGAUUAUAGAAUGAAAAGGGAUUAGAACAGGACGAUAAAAAAUAUUUAUGAUAAAUUAUUAUUAAAUGCAU
This is a messenger RNA of Paramecium sonneborni, 977 nucleotides long. Lineage: Eukaryota; Ciliophora; Oligohymenophorea; Peniculida; Parameciidae. The record is from the annotation of a GenBank genome assembly.